Haliotis rubra (blacklip abalone) is the source of this 1410-nucleotide messenger RNA. Its product is annotated as transcription initiation factor TFIID subunit 3-like. Gene Ontology annotation, biological process: microtubule depolymerization; regulation of microtubule polymerization or depolymerization; neuron projection development. Gene Ontology annotation, cellular component: cytoplasm; neuron projection. Lineage: Eukaryota; Metazoa; Mollusca; Gastropoda; Lepetellida; Haliotidae. The coding region runs from base 279 to 1268 and encodes 329 amino acids. The record is from RefSeq and is a predicted model, not a curated record. The transcript has 3 exons. Gene Ontology annotation, molecular function: tubulin binding.
ACCUAGCUACGGCUGUUAUUAUUUACUUAGAUACACGAGCAGUAUACCCAAUGAGCGUUCGCACAGCCGGCAUAACAUUGUGAGGGACACAGACAGGCCCGAAUGACAGCACACGAGGGAUUUUUAACCAUCUGAUGCUGUAUAGGCGAUCUGGUCGGUUUGUGAAAUUCGCCGUAACCACGGACGCUAUCGUGUAGGCACGCCUGCUGGAUUCCUCUGUUUGUGAUCUGGUGUUUCAAAUAGAUCUUUUGUUUAUUUGAACAUUUUUGCAGCUGAACAUGGGUUGCAAACAAUCGAAAGCGGUACGGGUCCAACCCGUCGGACCGGCUUCUGUUGUGCAUGAUAAUACGGACGAUGUUGAAAUUUGUGAUUCUGGAACUCAGACGAAAGACAGAAUAAAAUCGGGAAAUCCAGACGACCAGUAUGAAUAUGACAUAGAUGAUCAAGGAAAUAAAGUUAAGAAACUAAGGAAAAAGAAGAAAAGCAGAUCGGCCAAGAGUCAGAACUCUUUGAACUCUUGUGACACUCUCGAGGAUGACCAGUCCCUGGAAGGUGAUCGUGGAUUCUCGGCCGGGUCCAAGAAGAGCGCGGACUCUGGACUCGGAGAAUGUGAUGAAUAUUCACAUGUAAUCACGGAAUUCUCUAAUCCAAAUGAAGUUCAAAAGAUUGAAAACGAAUUCGGUGGAGAGAGGGAAGACUUAGAUCUCAUGGUUACUGGGAAGCCUUGUCAAAAGAGACUGAGUGCUAAGGACAAAAAUCGACUCGAAGAAUCAAUGAUCAUGCAGGCUUUGAGAGAAGAAGGCCUGAUCACUAAAACAAAGACAGAGUCUACAGGAGGAGUGAGUUUUGAAAUUGUUGCUAAAGAGGAUGCAACGAGACCUCCUCCUCGGCUUGCCAAGCUUGAAAAGAGGAGGAAGAAGAAAAAGACGCUCACAGAGGAAGAAAUUCAGGAGAAACUCGAGAGAGCAGAAAAGAGGAGAAAGAGGAAAGAGCAGGAACGGCUGGAGAAGAUCAAGGAGAUUGACAAAAGCGACCACCUGGCUGCUCUAGACAGUUUUGCCAAGCACCAGCAGGAGAAGGUGGAGCAGACGACACAGAAGAUGGACCAGGUUAUUGACAACAGGGAGAGGAGGAUGAAGGAAAUUAGAGACAAGAUAAAGUCUAAAGAGAAGCACGCGGAGGAAGUUAGGAGAAGGAAGUUGGCCCAGGUCGACACGAGUGACAAUUUAUCAGGGGCAGAUAACCCAGCGUUUGACCAAACUGUGUAGGGACGUGAAGGAAGAUACAAAUGGUGUUAAAUGAAUAAAACUUUAACCUGUAUCAUGUGUGCAUAUGAUUUACCAAACAAAGUCAAUCAUAUAAAGUCCAAAAUCAUGAACUGUAAUGAAUAACAUGUGGGUCAAGGCUGUC